This is a messenger RNA of Quercus robur (English oak), 2802 nucleotides long. RefSeq lists its product as uncharacterized. Lineage: Eukaryota; Viridiplantae; Streptophyta; Magnoliopsida; Fagales; Fagaceae. The record is from RefSeq and is a predicted model, not a curated record. The coding region runs from base 381 to 2513 and encodes 710 amino acids. Gene Ontology annotation, molecular function: protein binding. The transcript has 5 exons.
CUUUCUACACUUUGCUUCACUUUCUCUCUCAAAAAAUUCUCUCACUUUCUCACACAUUCCCAGAAAACCCAUCUUCAAAAGCAGAAAAUUUUCCCCUCAAGAAAGUGGUUUUCCUUACCACAAGAACAUACAGAUUCAUUUCUCUUCUCUCAAAUCUUCACUAUUCAAUUCAAGAAACGGGUUCAAAGAUUUUCCUCAGAAAAUCUGAUCCCUCUCUCUCUCUCUCUCUCUCUCUCUCUUCCUGAAUGCUCUAAGUUAUCCUUAAAGAGAAAGUAGUCCUCCAACAACUGAAAAAAACAAUUUUCUUGGAAAUUCAAGAAAAGGGUUUGAAAAUUUUUCUCGGGAAAGUGACUGCCAGAUUUGAAUUUUAAGAAAAGGCAAUGUGGAACAACAAGAAGAUUUUUCCGGCGAGGGGAUUUUCUACGCCACCGCUAUCACGGAAGCCGAGGCCAGCAAUGCCUAUGUCAGAGAGGAAGAGGUCGUCCCCUGCGAAUGAAAGUGAUCCUUUCCAUGUUAUACAUAAAGUGCCUGCUGGUGAUUCUCCCUAUGUCAGGGCUAAACAUGUUCAGUUGAUAGACAAGGAUCCAAGUAAGGCAAUUUCCCUGUUCUGGUCUGCCAUAAAUGCUGGGGACCGGGUUGAUAGUGCCUUGAAAGACAUGGCAAUUGUGAUGAAACAACUGGAUCGAUCUGAUGAGGCAAUUGAGGCUAUCAAAUCUUUUCGUCAUCUCUGCUCUUAUGAUUCUCAGGAAUCUCUUGACAAUGUGUUAGUUGAACUCUACAAGAGAUCUGGAAGGGUUGAAGAAGAGAUUGAAAUGCUUCAGCUCAAACUGAAGCAUAUUGAAGAAGGUACAGCUUUUAGUGGAAGGAGGGCAAAGACAGCUAGGUCUCAAGGGAAGAAGGUUCAAAUCACUGUCGAACAGGAAAUUUCAAGAAUACUUGGGAACUUGGCCUGGGCUUACUUGCAGCAAAAAAAUUAUAGUUCUGCCGAAGAACAUUACAGAAAAGCUCUCUCUCUGGAGCCAGAUAGGAACAAGCAGUGCAAUUUGGCUAUCUGCUUGUUGCACAUGAACAGGAUUGCAGAAGCAAAAUCUCUGCUUCAGGCUGUAAGAGCUUCAUCUGGAAAUAGACCAAUGGACGAGUCUUAUGCCAAGUCUUAUGAACGUGCUCUUCAGAUGUUGACUGAACUCGCGCCACAAGUGCAAGUAUCUUUCACAUUGCCCGUCAACAGAAACUCAAAAGAAGUUAAUAGCUUUGCUGGUGGAGGCCAGUAUUCUGGUUCUGCAUUCAUGGGCUGUAGAAUGAAGGAAAAUUGGGUUGGUUCAGCCGGAAUAGAAGCAACCCCUGCUUGCAAAAGUACAUACUCUUCCCCUACUCCUACUAGAAAGAAUCUGAAUGUUCCAUUUACACAGCCGAGAAGAUGUUCAUGGGGAUUUAGUAAUGGACAGCAGAGAAGGGAAAUCUGGGGAGAAAAUUCAGUUCGCAGUGCAAGUCGCAAACUGUCAUUUGAGCCAUAUACAACCACUGAAAAUGUACAAGCACAGGCAAUUCAAGACGUUAAUGGAGCCUUACUAGCUUCACCUUCCCCUGUUAAUGGAGACUGGAGGAGGUCAUGCAGAGAUCUGGCCAAAUUGAAAGAUGAAUCAGUGAUAAAUUUUACAUCACAACCCUGCAUAAUGAGUGUAGGCCAGAGGAGGUUCGAUAGUUAUGCCCAAAUUAAAGAUGAAACAGCUACAGAGUAUGAUUCACAGCGUGUUGUUAAUCCAAGCUGGAGAAGGGAUUUUUGUGAGGGUCGUGAGACAAAGAAAUUUGCAAUGGGAGAUAGUAAUUUAAGUCUUCAAGUGGCUGUAGAACCACCAAUGGUUGUUGAUCAUGUAAGAACAUUAGAACCUUCCAUUUAUGGAGAGAAGGAUCAGAGUUCUGGAACUUCUGUUUCAGGCUGCGAGAAAACAAUGACUACUUGUGGAGAAGAAUGUUUCAGAAAGAGUAGCCCUGGUAUAUCAGAUGAUCUCCAUCAACCUACCACAGAAAAUCCAAAGUCAGAUCAUGAUAAUUGUAAGAAAAGCUGGGCAGAUAUGGUUGAGGAAGAAGAACAAGAAUUAUUAAGUGGAAUAAAUUUAAUGGAGUAUAAUGAUGGCUGGAAUAGUGAAGAUGAAUUCAAUGAUGAAAAUCUGGAUUCCAACUUAAUUGGUCAAAGUCCUUAUCCACAGAGCCAGAUUAAAAGUUUAAGCUGCAAGUUUGAAUCAUUUGAUCUUAAAGAUGAAUCAUCUGGGGUUUCUGUUUCAUCAAGGAAUCUAGCAGCAAGGCGCUCUUUGUGUUUUGAUCAGCAGCAGAAGCCAGAAUCAAAAGAUUAUUUCUGUUCAUCACCAUUGCCAAAGAAGGCUUUGAACUUUGAAGGCUGUAUGUCUGUGCAGGCAAAUGGAAGGGAUUCUAUAUCUAGGGGAAACAAAAAAAUGAUAAGGAGAAACAGGCUACAGGUUUUCCAGGACAUAACUCCUCUUCCAGAAAGUCCAUGAAGCUCGCAGAAAUAAGAACCAGUUUUAGAGAGAGUGGAUCUCCAUAUAGAAAUUGCUGUGUUUUGAAAAUUUUACUUUGAUGUUGGAGUUAAAAAGAGGGUCUCUGUGAUUCCUUAUUCCUUUUUUCCUGCUCAUUCUGUUUGUGUUGCCUUCAAGCUUUGUAUAUCUGCUACAGUCUAUACAUACAUCUGUUUACUGUAAAGAGUUUUCCAAUUGAUGUAUAUAGCUCUGUUUGAUGUGUGUGUCUUCAUUAAGCUUCAGAUAUUUGCUACACGUUCAUCUUUGUAUA